Molecule: messenger RNA, 2517 nt
Organism: Anolis carolinensis (green anole)
Lineage: Eukaryota; Metazoa; Chordata; Lepidosauria; Squamata; Anolidae
Gene: cxh5orf52
Product: chromosome X C5orf52 homolog
Exons: 3
Coding region: 1856-2374 (172 amino acids)
Source: RefSeq, a predicted model, not a curated record
GCUGAGGCGGGAGGCACAAAGAGAGAGAGGGUGGGCCUUGGCGCAAAGGGCACGGCACCACGCUCUGAAAGCAACACUCUCAGGAACAACAACAACACUCUCAUAGCCUUGUGGGAUCAUCUCCGAAAAAUGAUCACACGGCACUGUGAAAGCGCUGCCGCUCCACUUUUAAUCCAACAGCUGCCUCUUGGGGAAUGCUGGGUUUGUAGUUGAGCAAGGCCCAAGGCCUCUCUGGCUGAGAGCUUUAGAAAACCUUCCCUAAACUGCAAAUCCCAGCAUUCCGCAGCCAUCAAAGCUAAAGCGGAUCAACAGCAUUCUCACAGCAUCGUGUGAUUAUAUCCUCAAGAGAUCAUCACACGACACCAUGAAAGAGCUGUGGUUCCCAGGAUCCCAUCACCUGGAGCUACGUCAGCUACAAUGGAGUCCAAGUGCAUUCAUUCCAAAGCGCCUUUGCCAGUUGAGCUCCCCCCCCCCCCCCGAUAUACCUGUGCAAACUCUAUGCCCCAAAGCCGUGGCAUUGACCGGAGCCCUCCGUCCUUGCACUCCUUCAGGGAGAAUGGCCCUUGGACAUCAUCGGUGGAGUCUUUUGAGAACGUCUGGAAGGAGAAGACACGGAUCACUUAGUGUUUGACCAUCCUGAGACAUUUUGGUGCCUGAGGCAGGGUGGCAGGGUCUCGCUCGCCAACACAUUGGGCAGGAAAAAUAAAAUAGCAUAGGGUUUAUAUUUUUUGCCUUAGAGGUAUAUCAAUCACCUGGGCUUACAAUGGAUGCUUUUAUGGUAUAGUUCACUGUGGCUUCUCAUGGAUGCCAACCCUACCAUGGGGUUCUCUGGGGCGGAGAGAGUGUGACUCCCCAAAUGUUUAUCUGGUUUACUUGUGUUAUAUUACUCAGUUGUUUAUUAUGUAUGUCUGGCAUUGAAUGGCUGCCAUUUUUUGUUGAGGGUUGUCCCAAGUCUUCAGUGGGAUCCAAAUAAAGUCAUUAUUAACAUGAUUAUUAAAUUCAGGUUUGGGGGGCUGAGCAGAGAUCCGAAACCACAUCUCCCAAGUCAACAGGGAUAUUUUUCCACUGGACAGGGACACAUUCCUACCGAAACGCUGGCCACCUCUUUUAGAGACGGGCAUUUGGGUGCCAUUGCUUCCGUAUUCUGCACCCUUGGCGCUCUUCUAUGGGAAGCCAGAUAGGGCUUUGCGUGUCCUUGCAAGGGCCUCCAACCCCUGCCAGGUGGGCAUUGGAGGGGCACAGCUCUGACGCCUUUGCUAGAGGGCAGCGGCGGACCCUGGCAUGAGUGGGUGAAAGCUCACCUUUUUUUGUGUUUUUUUGAAUUUUUUUUUUUUUGGCCUUGACACCACCAGAGCUUCACAUCCCUCCACGGGUCCCUUCUGGGGCGAAAUGGGACCUUCCUGUGCCAGGAGCAAAAGAGAGAAGGGUGUCAGGGGGUGGCAACAAACCCUGGCACAACCAUUCCCAACCGUGACCCUCCAGGUGGACUCCCAACUCCCAAAUGAGCGGAGGUCCACACGAGGAGUCUGGGAAGACCCCUGCUCACGAGAAGGUGCCAACCUUGGGACAAAUGCCACCACGCCAGCCCUGCCAUCCCUCCCUCCCACCCUCUGCCCAAGCCUAAGGCGUCCCAGUGCCAGGGGGUCCAUAGGAAGCGUGGCAAGGUCCUCCACCGCCCGGCAGUGCCCCCUUUGUGCCCCUUUGGUGCCCACCCACCCCACGGGGCUCCUGCCCUGGGCUGCCUCCUCCUGCUCUAUGGAAUGGAGAGCUGAAGGGAGGAGGGGGUGGCUGUUCUGAGCCCAUCGCCCGGGCAACCCCGAGGGCCCCGAUCCAUUGUGACCCAGGUGGUGCCAGGAUGAGGAGGAAGGAGGACGAGGAGGAGGAGAGGAAAGAGGAGAAGGAGGACGGGGGGCCCCUCCCCGGGAGGCACGUCCGCCCCACCGUCACCUCCUUCCAGCCCUCCGGACCCCAGGAGCUGGUGCUCUACAGCUUGUUCCAUACGGGCGAGAGUGCCGUCAAGCGCUUCCUGCCCAAGAGCCACCUCUCCAAGGUGAUCAUCCAGGACAACGCCAGCGUCCAGCGGGUGCAGGACAUUAAGCUCCAGCACCUGGAGAACAGCAAGCGCAAGGUGGGCAGCAUGCUGGACCACAUGAAGAAGACCUUCCUCCACGACCAGCAGAAGAAGAUGGCGCGCUGGCGCAAGGAGUACCAGCACUACCAGCGCAUGCUGGAGAAGAUCGACCAGCGGGCCCAGGCCAAGGAGCACCGGCACAGCUUCUCCGCCCCCGAGGCCCCCAAGGCCCCCUUCGGCGAGUGGGAGGAGAAGACCCCCGGAGAGGCCCCGCCGCCCAAAGAGAAGCCGGCCUCUCUGUAGAGCCUGGGAGGCCCUCACAAGGCCCGCGGCCUCCCCCCCCCCCCCGCCUUCGGGGCCAUUCCUCCCCAUUGAGAGAGCGUGGCUCCUCCCAAGCACCACGUUUGUUUUCCCACAUUAAAGCAUGUGAGUCUAGUUUGCCAUAA